Sycon ciliatum is the source of this 4013-nucleotide messenger RNA. RefSeq lists its product as uncharacterized. Gene Ontology annotation, biological process: signal transduction. The coding region runs from base 763 to 3372 and encodes 869 amino acids. NCBI's taxonomy places the organism in Eukaryota, Metazoa, Porifera, Calcarea, Leucosolenida, Sycettidae. The transcript has 12 exons. The record is from RefSeq and is a predicted model, not a curated record. Gene Ontology annotation, molecular function: protein binding.
AGCAAACAUCAGAUUCUCCACUUCUGCGAUACUGUAUCUACUACUACUAGGUAGUACUAGUACUACAGCGAACAGUCUGAGUUUAGCCUAGCGUAGAGUCUGAGUGACAUGAGUCCCAGCUACUUCAGUACAGUAUAGUAUGAUUGUCCUGAAAAUAGGGAUGCAGUGUUUUCCAUACCGGCAGCCUAGCCGGUCAACUGGAAUACUAUUACUAGUAAGUUAGUAGAUCUGACCUGAGUUCAGACCUCUGUUAUGUUCUCUCCUGUACGCUGUACUUGUAGAGAGUUGGUAGUCAGCCAACACUGCAACACUCGACAGUCGUGCGUGGAUAUCUGGUGCGGAUGUCAUCGGCCUGGUGCUGCAGCAGCACUUGCCCUGGGAAUGAUAUGACUGGAAUCAGCGCUGUUGAGUGUUCUUGCGCCUGAGUAGAACAGUCGUUGCUGAGCCAGUCCUCUUACUCGAGGGCCCUCACUGUCUGUGCAGUACAAUCAGUCAUGUACUUCCAUGCACUAGCGGUAAUGUUCGACUACUCGUAAUAUCCGCUGGUUGCCCUUCCUGGGAUCUGGUUGUGACCAGUUUUGAGAGUUCUAAACUAACAUAGGCCGAACGUUCCUUUCGUGACGGAUGCAGUGCACUAGUGACCGUGAUACAGUGCAGGACUGUUCCGGAAGUUCUUCCGCUGGCGGAGCUGAGGCCUAGGGGCCGGGGGUCGUUGGGAACUGUUACUUGUGCGGAAAGCAGAAGACUGAAGUGCCACCCGUGAUGUUCGCUGUCAGGUUUCUGCUCGCACUAAUGAAGGCUCGAUCAGAUAUCCAUUCAAUGUGGCUUUCCAUGGGCAUCAUCGUUGUAACUUUGCUAUCCCAUGGCAGCGUAGCCCAAGAUGCUUCGGGGUCUGACUGUGACAUGGUCUGCACAGUCGUAGUUCUGUCUGGUACUAUGGCAAACUGCUCCGCUAGUCAGUGCACACAACCAAGUCCAUCUAACGUUACAGAUCACUGUUCUGAAGAUCGAAUUGUCACACUCGAAACUGGUGAAGUUGAAGACGUUGGUUUGGAAGUUUCCUAUACUGAUGAGAUGAAUGACACGAUCAUGAUAACACUGACUCUUGGUGGAAGCAACAGUUGCUGUGCAGACGUCCCAGUACCCAGCAGCACGAUUGCAGAACAACCAUGUGGAAGCGUUGUGACGAACUUGGCGUGUAGCUGCCAGCAGGAAAGCACUGAUUCUAUCACAACUAUCAACACAGAGCCCACCACUGCGGAUGAUUCUGACGAUGGCUUUUCUCUUGGAGUCAUCAUUGGUAUUGCUGUGGGUGGAGCGGUGGUGCUUUUCCUCGUUUUGCUGCUCAUCGUCAUAAUCAUGCGACGGAGGAAGCAGUCGCAUCAAGCGGCAUCAUUUAUGAAAGGCACGGCACUAACAUUUGAUAAUCCUGGCUUUGAGGAUCCAGUCAAUGGAUCUUCGCUACAGAGGCCAGUCACCAUCCGAGCACGCAAACAAGGCACUCUUUUCAGCAUUCGCCAACGAUUCUCCCUGAAAACUGACAGCACUGCCGGUACACUGAAUCGAUCCAGCAACAGUCCUGAGCUCAAAGACCGUGAGCAUCCUGUGUAUCGCUGCGAGCGCAGGAUCGAUGAUAUUGUUUUGGAAAAGGCUGCUGAUGCCCUGGAGAUUGAUGUGCCGUUCCGAAACCUCCUCAUAAUGCUGGGUCAUCCUGAUCUGCUGGACGACGUCAGGAAGCUUCCAGAGGGUGAAGGUGAAACGGAUGACAUUCUGGUGUGGCUGUGUCUAAAGACAUGGCGUGACACAACACUGGGAACAUACUCGUCGCUUGCCCGUGCCUUGAGGAACCUCAAGUUACUCGAACCGCUCGAUGAAUUGAAGGGUGCUGUGGACGUAAUGGAUAAUCCUGUGCCGGCCUACAACUUUCCACAGUCUGCUGGUGUGCUGUCCAACACAGCUCAAGAUAACUUCCUGACACUCAUUGAAGGACACGACUCCUCUCUUGCUUCAACCUUCCAGCAAGGAUCGCAGGGUGAUCUAAGGGGGACUCCUAAUGGAAAUGGAGUUACACCGGGAGCUGGAACUUCAUCUUUCGGGUUUUUCAAUGCAGCAACCGUUGACCUGGAUGAAAGUAUGGCUGCUCCUCCGACACCAGGGACUAUCCCGGAAGUCAGUGAAUCAGCACCUACUUCCCCCUGGGACACGAUUCAUUUGAAAGAGGACAGUCCUGACCACCCAGUGGACGCUGGACAGACUGAAAACCCGUACAACUCGAUUGCGUUUGUUAGAAACGACAGCAGGGGACCACCUGUAGAAUUGGAUGUAGACAAGAAGUACCAGCUGCAGCCCGUGAUCGCUCCGGUGGUGCCGGCCUCUCACCGCCAAUCCAGGAACUCAUCUCCUGCUCUUGAUUUGGAAACGGAUGACACUCCUGAUGGCCCACCACUGAAAAAGCCGGUUGCUCCUCCGCGUGCCCGCAAUAAAACUGCACCGCCUGAAAGGACAGACAAUGUCAAGGAAGAAGUGCCAGCAAGCACCUCUCCUGAAGCUGUAGCAUCUGAAACUGUUUACGCUCAAGUCGCCGAAUCGCCGGAACGUAAAAAGGAGACAAAGGAAGUGGAUGCUCCUGAAGCUGUAGCAUCUGAAACUGUUUACGCUCAAGUCGCAGAAUCGCCGGAACAUAAAAAGGAGACAAAAGGAGCGGGUGCUCCUGAAGCCGUAACAUCUGAAACUGUUUACGCUCAAGUUGCAGAAUCGCCGGAGCGUGAGCAGGAGAUCAAAGAAGCGGAUGCUGCCAAGACGGACGCUCGCACGCCUCCACAUCGUUUUGCGAGUGGAGCUAGCUCCGCUGAGAAUCUCUACUCGGAGGCGAAUGAAGGUGGCUUGAUUGACACUGCUGAUAGUCAGGUGGAGAAUCCCUAUGCUUCUCUUGGCGAGGCACGCGCUGGCGUUAUGCCCAGGAAACGUGGGCCGCAAGUGCAGCCGUACCGGGUGAAGGAGGAUACCAGAAAGGAUAUGCUCAGGCGGAUGCUGAACGCAGAUGGCUCACAAGAGGCCGGCAGCAGUAUCACGAAGCGUGCCUCGUGGGCUGGUGGCGAUACCAGCGCGGCCGGCCUAGAUCCAAGAAGACGAUCAUUUGUGGCCAGAAAUCCUGAGGAUCCAGACUACGCCUUUCCCGACAAAUCUCCAGCUCGUGCAUCGUGUGCUGUUUUCACUGUACCCCGUAGCCAAAAUACGAAUAUGGCUGAUCAUGAUAGUAGCGCUGGUGAUGCUAAUCAGGAGGAAGAGGACCAUUCGAAGGAAGACAGCCCACAGGAAGAACACAUCGGACAAGAAAGCGAGAGUGCUGAGCAAAGUACUAGUGACACUUGAAUCCAACUACGGAUAUCACGGUGAGUUUUGUGGCUGGCGUCUUCAACCUGUUCAGUGACGAGUUUUCCCUGCAGCCAAUAGUCUUGAACAGUCGUAUGCAGGCCUAGGUAGCGGAUCACUGUGUGACACACCGGUAUCUGUGCGUUAUGAAUGGCUGGCACGGACUAUUGUGCUGCGUAGUUCAAAAUUGGUGGCUGCUAAGAUGCACUUAGCCACAAGGUAAGAUAUCACAACUGGGUGCCGCCGACCGAAUUUCCAAUUGUACCCAACAUACCACAGCUAUAGGGCAAUAAUACUUUGGACUUUUUUUGUCAUGGCCAUGCCUGACGCACGUUUAGCAGACCAUUGACUGACAGAUUCUCCUUCUCUACUCUGGCAAGUACACUGUCCGAAUUCCUUCUGUCUAAGCUGCUGCUGAUACAGCUCGUCUAACAUUUACUGCUGCUGCUCUGGGUUGACCAUUGCCGUUUACCAAGAUUGUGAUUCAAGUAAUAGUUGCUGUAUCCCGGCCGUGCCUAGGCGCCUUGUUGAAUCGGACCGUGCGGACAGCACAGGAUCAUUGCAUUGCAGUAUCUACAAGUAUUAUUAAAAACUGUGUUCUGAUCGGUUUCUGUCAGAGAUAAGUCUGUUCCUUCAGCUUA